This is a messenger RNA of Mytilus trossulus (common blue mussel), 1309 nucleotides long. RefSeq lists its product as uncharacterized. The transcript is spliced from 4 exons. The coding region runs from base 99 to 1040 and encodes 313 amino acids. NCBI's taxonomy places the organism in Eukaryota, Metazoa, Mollusca, Bivalvia, Mytilida, Mytilidae. The record is from RefSeq and is a predicted model, not a curated record.
GAAAUGACUAACAACAGAAUGGAACCUAUAAAUGCUAGUUCCACUCUUCAUAGUAAAGCAACAACUUUUGACUUAAGAUAGAAACACAAAUUCAAAUUAUGCAGAACUCACUACAGGUGAUUUGGUGCUUAUGUGUCCUGCUCAUCAUAAACAUAUCCAGUGUUGUUUCGUAUACCGGUAACGUGGGCUAUAGCAGCAAUUCUAACUUAAAUAACUACAAUAGCGGAUCGAACUUAAAUACCUAUAAUACUGGAUCCAACUUAAAUACCUAUAAUACUGGGUCGAACUUAAAUACCUAUAAUACUGGGUCGAACUUAAAUAACUAUAAUAGCGUAUCGAAAUUGAAUACCUAUAAUAGCGGGUAUGGAUCAAACUUAAAAAGCUAUAAUAAUGGGUAUGGAUCAAAUUACAAUUCUGGAUAUGGUACCAAUUAUAAUUCUGGAUAUGGCACCAAUUAUAAUUCCGGAUAUGGCACCAAUUAUAAUUCCGGAUAUGGUACCAAUUAUAAUCCUGGAUAUGGUACCAAUUAUAAUUCCGGAUAUGGAAAAAAUUACAAUUCAGGAUAUGGAACAAAUUACAAUCAAGGAUAUACGAAAGGUUACGGGGGCGGAUAUGGUUCUAAUUAUGCAAAGAACUUCUAUAACACAUUUCCAUUCUUCUUUAUGAAUCCAUUCGGUUCCGGUUACAGUGGAUUUCAAUCAGGACUACCAUGGUCUCCUUUCAGUUCAUUUCCAUGGUCGUAUGGUCAGCAAUCAGGAUUUAAUCCAUACGGACAUAAUAAUAUGUAUGGAGUUCAUCCAUUGUUUAGAUACACUGGUAAUUAUGGGGUGUACCAAAACUAUGGUUAUGGAAAUCGUCAUUUUCCCCAAAGGAAUCACAUGAUGUUGCCUGUACCAGUUGGGAUGCCAUUUGGAGGUCAUUCAAAUCAAUUUAUUUUUCAACGCAGACCUUCAUUAGGUGAACGAAUCAUGAACAGUCCACUUUUGCCUGCAGCCUUAAUAGCAGCUCCUCUUUUAUUGCUUGCCAAAGGAAAAAAAUAAAGAAAAGAUGAUAAACAGCAUUACCAAAGCCAAUAUGUCUCCAAAUCACUCGUUCUAGAUUUGCAGUGUUUGUAUAAAACAAACAUGUAAUAUUUUUUAUAAGAAUUUCUGUCAUUAUAUUGUCAUUUUAUUUAUAUUGUUUUAAUUUAUUUAGUCUUUUCGAAUGGUGCAAUAAAAUGUAAUAUAUAAGUAGUCUUUAAAAAAUAAUACUCUAAUUAAUUGUUAAGCAUUUUUUGUACUGAAAUGAAAUAAAUGUUUUAGAUAUAAAA